GCGUACUGCAGUUCUCUCUACAAAAUAAAAAGUUUAUAAAAUUAAUAAGUUUUUCUGUUAAUUGGUUUAUAAAUUAUGAAUAAGUUAAGUGGGACAAUGAAGGCUGAAGAACGUAUUGAAAACAGCACAAAUGAGCUCACUAAGAAAACUUCUAAUGAGCAAAAAUUAGAUCUUUCCAUAAUCAUAAAGCAUCUUCUUUUCGUAAGUUUUAUGGAAGUUUUUCUUAUGCUCGUUGUGUACUGGAUGAAAUCAGAUGACGAAGAAGCUUAUUCUAUGUAUGGUCUAAUACUGGGUUUUUCUAUGUCUGUUACUUUCUCGGCAAUACCAUAUUCUCCUUGUGCCGGUCUAGAAGACUGGAAAUAUCGACGUAAAUAUUUCUCACUACUUGGCAUGAGAGAAAUACUCAUGAUUGCCUUGUCAUUGUUAAGUCUGUACAUGUUCUUCUACAUCGACGAUGAGGACAUUAUAAGGGCAUGUGAAUGGGAAUGCCCAUUACGACAGUUAAUAUAUUGUGCAACAUUUAGUUUAGUUUUUAUAUCUGCCGGCUUCGACGUGCUAUUUUGGGUGUUUUCUAAAUUCAAAAUAAUCAAGAAAUUAAUAAUAUUUUUAAUGUCUAUCAUUCCUGAUAACUCUCCGAUAUGCCCGCAAUGUCAAAAUAAGAUUUCAACUUCUUCGAUUAAAGUCCAAUAAAUGGAAAGCAAGUCUAUUUAGAUUUGAUUGACUUUUUUUGAAUUGAAUCCCGAGUAAGUAAUACAAUUAAGUCUCCACCAAAAUAAAAACCCAGUGUAUUCCAUGCUCAAAAUGAAAUAAAACUCUUGAUAAUCUGCUCAAAAUUGCUUUGAAUCUUACCUUGCUGAAUUGAGUCACUACCAAGCUUUAUGACCCGACUCCAGCGAAGCAAACAAAAAGUUAUGAAUUUGCCCGGUAUGUAUGUAUGUUCCUCUGUUUCCUCAUAACUUCUAAAUUACUUAUUAUAAUUUGACAAAUAAGGUAUCGUCGGAAGCGCCAUCUUGGUGGUCCGCUGGUUAUAACCUAUGUGAAGUCACAUCAAUUUAAAUAUGGUUCGCUCUAGAAUACAUAAAACCAUGAAAUGAAAUAAAAAGUUGUUUUUGUAAUGAUGCUGGGUGGGUACCAAAGAUAAGAGUUAUUUAGCACAUUUCAAAAAUAUAUAUAUUGUUAGCUGUUACUCGCGGCUUUGCUUGUAUGCGCCUGAUAAUUGGCAAUAAUUUCUAAAGUCACGCCUCAGAUAUGAACCAAACAUAUUUUCUCUCUAAACCUACCCAAAAUUAUUUGUAUACUAGAAUUAUCAUAAAAUUAUAAGUCGAAAAUAAUUUAAAUAAAGAUUAAGUUCAAAAACUAAAACCCAACUACUAACGAUAUAAAAAGUAUGCAACAAGAAAAUAUUCUCAACUAAAAUUAUUAUAUACAAUAACUAUUCAAUAUUUUUCAUCUAUUAUAUAAACACACAUAAUAUAUUUCAAUGUAUUUAAUACUUUAUAAUGAUAUUCAGAGGAUAGUCGUGGUCAUAUAUUACCUACCCUAACAAAACAAUACAUUCUUACAGUAGUAGGCAAUUAUAAGUUUCAGGGUAAAGUGGCAUAUGACCACGGCUAUCACUAUGAAUAUGUAUUAAAUAAAUUAAAAUAUAUUACAAGUGUUUAUAUAAUAGACGAAAAAUUUUAGACUGUGACUUUCUAGUAGUCAGGUUUUACUUUUUGAACUUACUUUUUUUUUCACCCAGAGCUUGUAAAAGUUGUAAAUUACUCGAUAUUAUGAUAAUAAACUAAUCAUCACUUGGCCCUGAUUAAAAAUACUGAUUGAAAAGAAUUCGAAUUUCAUCAUUUUUAAUUCUUUUCAAUCAAUAUUUUCAAACAGGGGGACGAUACGAUGUAAAUAUAAUAAAGCCUGAAACUCAUGUAAAAUAAUAAAACAACAAAAUUAUAGAAUAAUAAAGUAUC
Messenger RNA from Microplitis mediator, 1958 nucleotides. RefSeq lists its product as uncharacterized. The transcript has 3 exons. Bases 76 to 690 code for a protein of 204 amino acids. The record is from RefSeq and is a predicted model, not a curated record. NCBI's taxonomy places the organism in Eukaryota, Metazoa, Arthropoda, Insecta, Hymenoptera, Braconidae.